Cadophora gregata is the source of this 1332-nucleotide messenger RNA. RefSeq lists its product as uncharacterized. Gene Ontology annotation, molecular function: protein binding. The record is from RefSeq and is a predicted model, not a curated record. The transcript is spliced from 6 exons. NCBI's taxonomy places the organism in Eukaryota, Fungi, Ascomycota, Leotiomycetes, Helotiales, Ploettnerulaceae. Bases 1 to 1332 code for a protein of 443 amino acids.
AUGGCUACUCGGGAAUCGCCAAAGAAAUGUUCCUCCGGAGGAGAAUCAUCGUUGAAUGCUGUCAUGAGAGCUCCAAGCACAACUACACCAGAUGUUGUGGUACUUGACUUCGUCAGAGAAGAUGUCAAACCGAAAGACCUCAUUGACCCAAGAAAAGAUCUUUGGCUGUCUACUGCCGACGGUCGCUACUCCUCUGCCAUAAUUCCUGUACGAGUUGGGCCACAUGCCGAGACCUUCCCUAUACACAGAGAUAUCUUGUGCAAGUCGGAAUACUUCAGGAAGGCAUUGGAUGGAGAGUUCAAAGAGGCAGGCGAGCAGGCCAUUGAUUUGCCGGAAGAAAACCCAGACAUAUUCAGCUUCGUAGUCGCAUAUCUGUAUGAGGAGAAGUUUUCGCCGAUUAAGACGAUGUCUACGGUUCUAGUUGCUGAUGUUGACAAAGGGAAGGGCAGAGAGGACAGUAACAAUAUAAACUCGGAAAGCGAUGAUGCGACAGAUAGUGGUGGAAGUGCCAGUGAUGAGAGUACCAGGAGUAGGAGAAGGUUAGAAAGUCGAAGACAGCGUGCGUUCGAGCAGUCUUUACGCAAAGAACCAGGCAGACACCGUCUCGGCUGUGGGUGCCAAGCUUGCUUCUUAGACACGAUGGGUCCUCCAUGCUGGUCCUGCGGAGCACCAAGAAAUCCCCCACCUCCUAGACCACGACACUAUAUAGGUCCUCCUGGACCUAUUGUAGUUGGGCGGAAUGGCUACCCUCGGCCCCAACAACCAAGGCCGCGGGAAAGAGAACGUAGGAGAGGCGCACGUCCACCUGGGGAGCCCGUCACACCUACCGAAGACACCGCACCUGAAGAACGAAUGUCCCAGGAAGACAUCAGAACAUGGUCACUGGCGUAUUCUCUAAGUAUAGAUGUCUACGUGUGUGCCGAACGGUAUUUGAUGCAAGACUUCAAGGUAGCCAUAUCAUCCUUCGUUGUUAACAGCUUUGAAAUAGCCGGCGUGGAUGCUGCUAUACCCGCCGUCCUAAAAUCCUGCCAGAAUCUCCAAGCUGGAGUCAGUUCGGUGGAUCCGCUCCUCAGAAAAGUCUUCGCGAGAGUUGGCUUUCUACAGGCGAGGCUAUGGGAGCAAUUCCCUGAAGAGACCCAGAUUUUCUUCACCGAGAAUCCGGACCUCGCGAUCUUGAUCAUGAAAGAGAUGGUGCAGAGGAGAGAGGAAGACAAGCACGACAGCCUACCACCUAUGGACCGACCGGUACUUCCGCCAACUCCUUUCGGCGGCCAGGAAGAUGUUUUUAUCCAGGGGCCAAGACCCCGAAGGAAUGCGAGACAUUAUCGCUAA